UUGUCGUAUUCACUCUCAAUUUAUAUUGAAAAUUAAACAUGUUUUGAAUCCGCGGUAUUCCCACAGACUCGGCAAACUUGCAUGGUCGCGUGAAACUCGAAAGGCAGAAGAAACCUAAAAGUGAGAUUUAUGGCAAAAAGUUCUCCGACACGAAGUGAUAUUAUUCCAGAACUGGACGAUGAAGUCAUUGGCGCUGCAAAGGCUGGUGUUCGUUUCGAAUUGUGGACGAAUUCAGAACAAUCCUGAAUCUAUCCCGCAGAUAUACGUGUUGACUUUCUACAUAUCUUGACUGGAUUUAUUGGCGGAGUGAAACUAUCUUAUUAUUGAUUCGCGUUGUGCAUCUGAAAUCGAGAAGACGCAGAGAUGAUCGCGGUAAUUGCAAUUUUCACGGUCCUGCUUUCCACUGCGAAUUACGCUUAUGGAAAACAUUUAACGGAGCUGCCAAAUUACUUGGUGCCGUGCAAUGUAUCCGACAAGCCAUGUCUUACCCGAACGUUACAGAAUAUAUUCCUCCAAUUAAAAACUGGUAUUCCCGGUAUAACGAAUGUUACUAACAUAGAUUUACAAGAGAGCGAUAAAAUUCAAGUAAUUUUGAACCAAACCGAUUUGAUCGAUGUUCAGGUGACACUUUCAAAAGGAAUCGUUCUUGGAUUGUCUGACACCGAAGUACAGAAUCCAUUUUACUAUGAAAAGCGGGGAACGAUAUCAUUUGAGAUGAAAUUUCCAAAACUGAGAAUGAUGGCUGACUAUGAAAUGGAAGGAAAAAUCCUGAAAUAUGAUGUCACUGGGAAAAAUAAAUUCAUUAUGAAUCUCGAAAAUUCUGAUGCUCAAGUGAAAAUGCUUACGGACUUAGUUACACAAGAUGGUGAACAAUUUUUCCUCGUUCAAGAUGUGAAAAUCAAAUUUGGAAAAAUCCGCAGAAUACAGACAUUCUUUAAAGAUCUCUUCAAAAGUAACAAGUCAAUUGAAAAAGAAGCCGAGGAAGAGUUCAAGAAACAUGUUCGUGACCUCAAUAGAGCGAUAUUGCCGCUUGUCGAAGAAUCUGUUAGAGACAUCCUCAAGACUAUCAUGCGGAGGGUCUUCAGGUUCAUUCCUGUUAAAUAUGUUUUUGCGAAUAUCAGUCAUCCAAGCUUAGAAAACUAAAGAGUAAUAUCUAACGUUUCAGAUUAGAUAGUACAAAAUUCUAUUUACAUUUUUAUACGAUUUAAGAACAAUUAAUAUAUAUGUAAUCAUGAGCAA
Molecule: messenger RNA, 1239 nt
Organism: Hermetia illucens (black soldier fly)
Lineage: Eukaryota; Metazoa; Arthropoda; Insecta; Diptera; Stratiomyidae
Exons: 6
Coding region: 364-1143 (259 amino acids)
Source: RefSeq, a predicted model, not a curated record